AUGGCUGCCCUACGCCCGCUUUACCUUCCGCCUGAGCUGGCCAUUGAAAUCGCCAAACACCUCGACGCUUGCAGCCUACUAUGCGUCUCUAAAGUCUCCCACUUCUGGCGCGAAAUUGCCCUCUCGUUCCUCGAUAAAAUAUCUCUCGCGGGUGCCCUAUCUGCCUUCAGAACCGCCAAGGUAAACGCCAACCACGAAGCCCUCAUCUACUUCGCAUCACGCAUCCGGCGGAAUGAGCGGACAGGUCCUCCAACUGGAUGUCUGGCCUUAACCUGGGCAUGCAUGACUACCUGCUCCGAAGCAGUGCGUAUCCUCAUUCCCUUCGCCAGCAUGCCCUACGGGCAUCAGAGGUCUGCGCAAGAUGUCAACCCAUGGGACGAGCCUCUUUUCGAGGCGAUGAGACAACACAACCCAGAGGCUCUGGAGGCACUUCUACAGAACGGAGCCCCGCCAGACAGGAUUGACUAUUUCGGUCUAAACGCCGGAUGCAUGCCUGACGGGGGUGGGGGUGACCAUGACCAUGACCACCCAACACUGGAAUCACCGGCACCUGGCAUACACGCGGCCAUAGUUCGCGGAUUUCCGGCUGCUCUCAAGUAUCUCUUAAACCAGCUCCGCGAUGACCCUCGUCAGCUUGAUGCUGUUUUGAACGAGGAUCAUAACAGUGAUCCUGCGCUGUCUGUCGCUGCACAAGUAGGGUGUCCUGAUAUACUUCGGAUUCUACUGGAUCAUAAUACCGAUGUCAACCAGCCCGGCCCUUCUUUAUUCACGCCGCUGGCGAUUGCGGCAUAUUGGGGUUGGGGGGGAACUCGUGAGGAUACUACUUGA
Molecule: messenger RNA, 828 nt
Organism: Aspergillus puulaauensis
Lineage: Eukaryota; Fungi; Ascomycota; Eurotiomycetes; Eurotiales; Aspergillaceae
Exons: 1
Coding region: 1-828 (275 amino acids)
Cellular component (GO): cytoplasm; nucleus
Molecular function (GO): protein binding
Source: RefSeq, a predicted model, not a curated record